AUGAUUAAUUUCUAAAAGGGAGUUCAUGAUUCUCGUUUAAAAUCCACAAUAGAAUAUCGAUUUAAUCGAUAAUUUCAAACAAUCUCAAAAUCUCGAGAAAUCAGAUAGACUUAAUCUUAAUGUUAGAAUAAAGGAACAAAUAAUGGAAAUAAUUAUAUGAAACCAAAACGAUCAAUAUAAUAUAAUUCAAUAUAAACCGAUUCUACUACUUAUGAAACUGUAGAUGUAAAUUAAAUAAGAUAGAGCACGGAACCUAGAAAUUGUUAAAAAAGAAGAAGCAGAAUUAUAUCAACUGUAUAUAAUACUUAAUUAAUUAGCCUUUAAGAAGAUACAAAGUUAGAUGGACUUACUUUAAUCAUCUGAGAUGGAUUUGAUUGAAGCAGAAUCAAUUCCAAUUGGAAAUUUUCAAAUUUAACAGUAAUUAUUUUCUGAACCACCUAAAAAUUGUUAUGUAAAUAAGGAAAAUUAGAAAGGAUGUUAAACUAAAUUACCAAAAUUGAAAAAGCAUUAAUUAUGUAAAUUAACAACAUUUUAUAUGAGAAUUUGAGAAAAUUGAAGGCAAAAUAAAUGGAUCUAAUGGAGUUAAAUUUGGUGAAUCUUUUGUUACUCCAUUUUUUGGUACAAAGAAACCAAUAUAAUUGGAAUAGAGACCAUAUGAGUUUUAAGGGCUAGUUUAUAAAAGGAAAAAAUGAUAAUUUAAUUUUAC
This is a messenger RNA of Paramecium sonneborni, 706 nucleotides long. The record is from the annotation of a GenBank genome assembly. NCBI's taxonomy places the organism in Eukaryota, Ciliophora, Oligohymenophorea, Peniculida, Parameciidae.